AUGUCUUCCAUGACCUUGGAAAUACGACAAACCCCACAAGCUGAGCAGAAUGACGUGAAGUCUGAGCAAGGAAGUUCUUCAGAGGCCACCGCUCAAGACACCCCCGAGGACAUGCCAGUAACUGAGUUUGACUCGAUAAAUCUCAUCGCCAAUAAUAUGAAAGAGCUGGUCAAAAAGAUCCAGGAUCUACGCCAUAUAGGGAUCGAAGAUCAGCAGAUCGCACUCCCGAAGAUCUGUGUUAUUGGCGACCAGAGUGCUGGAAAGAGCUCUCUCAUUGAAGGCAUGAGCGAGAUCAAAGUUCCCCGAAGCGCGGGCACCUGUACUCGCUGCCCAAUGGAGAUCAAUCUUUCCGAAAGCGAACCGGGUCAGCCGUGGACUUGUAAGGUCUUUCUGUCGCGGAAAUACAUGUAUGACGGGAACAAAAAGAUUACCAAGAUCUCGAAGAAGUCUCUCGGCCCCUGGGUCGAACAGCAACAAGAAGAUGAGCCGUUCACUACACUGCAAGAUAAAGAUCAGGUCGAAGAAGCGAUAAAAUGGGCCCAGCUCGCAAUUCUCAAUCCUUCAAGACCAUCUGCCGAAUACAUUCCAGGACAAAACAGUGAUACGGAUCAUACCUAUUGCCAGGUGAAAUUCUCACCAAACGUUGUGCGACUUGACAUUGCAGCGCCGAGCUUUCCCAACCUGUCAUUCUAUGAUUUGCCCGGGGUUAUCAGUCACGCAGAACAAGAAGAUGAGCGAUAUCUCGUUAACCUCGUGGAGAACCUUGUCAAGUAUUACAUUGCGCAGAAACAAUGUAUCGUUCUUCUAACUUUACCGAUGACGAACGAUGCUACCAACUCGAGUGCUGCGCGCAUCAUGCAAGAAGUUAGUGGAGCCAACUCGAGGACAAUGGGUGUCUUGACCAAACCAGACCGCAUUCAGACAGGCGAGUCAUAUGCCCAGUGGGUUGAGAUCCUAGAAAGGGACAAGUUCUCGCUUGGACACGGUUACUACGUUGUUCGGAAUAAUCCCGACCCAUCGAUCGAGCACUCAGUAGCCCGGGAAGAGGAGGAUAAGUUCUUUGCCGAGUACCCUUGGGCGACUGAGUUGGCUCUUUAUCAGGAUAAGUUCGGAACUCGACGAUUGCAAACCGAACUCUCUGCGCUCCUUCUAGAGCAGAUUCAGGGCUGCUUACCGCAGAUUAUCAAACAAAUCAAUGGGAAAGCUGACCGAAUCGAUGCGGAGCUGCGAUCCCUCCCAGACCCGCCUUCUGCCAAUGUUCCUUAUAUUAUCUGUGGAAAGUUAAACCAGUUCAAGGAGCAAAUACGCGCUAAUAUCGAGGGUGGGUCUGCAAGAUACCCUCUGCAGAAGCUUUGGGGGCAUAUUGCCAUGGAUUUUAAAAGGUCGCUGAUCAUAACGCGGCCGACGGUGGAAUUGCUGUCUGCCUGUGAUAGAUGGACAUUUCCGAACGAGCAGGUUGGUGAGGGAGGCGACUCCGAUUGUGAAAUGACAUCAGCCCCAACGCCUGUGAAACGCAAGUCGCCGGGUGAUAAUGGCCUUGAAGCGAAGCCGGUCCCGCCAACGGCCAACAAGAAUAGAGGCUACUCGACAAACCACUUCGACAAGUUCACUGGAUCGGCCCUGAAAUUUACCUGGGAACAAAUUCGCGAAAUCAACGAGGAAUCCUAUCGUGCUGGGCUUCCCGACCUGACGGAUCCGAAGGCCAUCGAAAUCAUGAACCAGAUGAGUGUGAAGCACUGGUCCGAACCACUUUCGGUAUUCCUGGUUGCCACCCACCGUCUUAUGAGGGAGAUGGUGCUUAAGCAGAUUGAUGAGGUAUUUUCCCAAUAUCACCAGACGGGUCUUUAUCGUGAACUCAAGCGAAUCAUCGAUGCCUAUCUGUAUACCCUGCGACGCGAUCAUUUCGAACAUGCUCAGGAGAACUUCAACAUCGAGCAUAACAAACCGUUCACAAUGGACUUUGCGGCCUUGGAGCAAGCCACGAAGACUGCUCGUCAAUACAUACAUGAACGGCGUUGGAUUUCCCGCGCUGGUUGUUAUCUAGACUGUCAGGGAAAAUAUCCCAAGGGAGACGCUCGAAGGGAAGCCGAGAUAAGGAAGCUCACAGAGGCAGAUCUAGGCCGGGAUCAGUUUGCCCAAGAGGUCGCAAUGAUGGCGACAACCCGAGGCUACUACGACCUGGCGAGCUCUCGAUUUGUUGAUUCCAUUUGUCAGAGCGUGCAUACGAAAUUGUUCGCCAAAUGCCGCGACGAGCUAAUCAAAGAGGUCGAGAGAGAGCUCAACAUCUUUGAUAAAAAUGCAUUGGAACGUUGCCUCGAGCUCAUGGAGGAAGACCCAGAGCGCCAGAGGCGCCGGCUGUAUUUUCUCAAGGAGAAGGAGAAGAUAAGUAAGGCGCAGGAGUGGUUGAAUCUAGCGAAGAAGGAGGACGAUGAGGAAGAUCCAUUGGACAAUGUGAGAAUCAAGUCCCAGCCCAUUGAGGAGUGGACUGGUUAUUCCCACAUGGACAGCACUGAGUGA
Molecule: messenger RNA, 2517 nt
Organism: Aspergillus sclerotioniger CBS 115572
Lineage: Eukaryota; Fungi; Ascomycota; Eurotiomycetes; Eurotiales; Aspergillaceae
Product: putative dynamin GTPase
Exons: 4
Coding region: 1-2517 (838 amino acids)
Cellular component (GO): microtubule; membrane; cytoplasm
Molecular function (GO): GTP binding; GTPase activity; microtubule binding
Source: RefSeq, a predicted model, not a curated record